GCGCAGUCUCCUCCUUCUCCUCACUCUCGCCCUGACCUCGACUCUUACUCCGGAAUCUGAGCUUUUGAUCCGUAUAUCUGGACAAAUGAGUCGAGCGCUUGGGAUGGUUUCGCUCUGCUAAGUGUGAAUUAUUGUCCUGUAACACCAUCAUCAGAGCCAUCGUUUGUGCGCCAGGAUUCCUGGAGCCGCAAUUCGCUUGUUGGAUUUUCUUGUGCAGCUUGCAGUUCUGCUUUGUGACUUCCUCAGAGGAGAAAGUGUACUGCCUGACCUGGUUACCAGGUGUGAGCUUGAGUGUACAUCUAGGAGAGCAUGGCGUCCGUCGCAGAAAGAAUCCAAAACUUGAGCGUUCAUGAUGACGAUGACAAGAAGGCACAAAAAUCUACAGCAGAUGUAAUUCAAGGCACAGAGGAAGCACUCUUGGAACACAGAACUAGCCAGCACAGCAUGUUGGCUCCUUUCACAGCGGGAUGGCAAAUGAAAGCAGGCACACCGUUGGUGAUUGAAAGAGGAGAGGGAGUGUACGUUUGGGAUAACAAAGGCAAUAAAUACUUGGACGCAUUAGCGGGCCUCUGGUGUACAGCUUUAGGUUUUAGCGAGAAGCGCCUCGUGGCAGCCGCAGAGAAGCAGUUGAGUACAUUGCCUUUCUAUCACAACUUUUGGAACCGAACAUCACAGCCAACUCUGGACCUAGCAUCAGAGUUGUCCAAGUUGUUCACGGCCUCUGAAAUGAGCAAAGUCUUUUUUUGCAACAGUGGCUCAGAGGCGAAUGAUACUCAGGUGAAACUAGUGUGGUACUACAACAACGCUAUUGGGCGUCCCAAUAAAAAGAAGUUCAUUGCUCGUCAGAAAUCGUACCAUGGAUCCACACUGAUAUCCGCAAGUCUUACAGGGUUGCCAUCUCUUCAAAAUGGUUUUGAUCUGCCAGUCUCAUUUGUCCUCCACACCGAUUGCCCCCACUAUUGGCGCUACCACUUGCCGGGCGAAUCUGAAGAGGAUUUCGCGACACGUUUAGCAGAGAACUUGGAGAAGCUAAUCCUGAAAGAGGGUCCCGAAACUAUUGCAGCCUUUAUCGGCGAACCCGUGAUGGGUGCUGGAGGUGUCAUGCCACCUCCUGCGACAUACUGGGCGAAGAUUCAACCUAUCUUGAAGAAAUACGAUAUUCUUUUGAUUGCAGACGAGGUCGUCUGUGCGUUUGGCCGAUUGGGUACCAUGUUUGGGUGUGACUACUACGAUAUUAAGCCAGACCUCGUGACUGUUGCCAAGGCACUGUCGUCCGCAUACGUGCCAAUUGCAGCUGUCCUUGUUAGUCAGAAGAUUUUCGACGGAAUUGCGAAAUUGAGUGAUGGAUAUGGGGCGUUUGGACAUGGGUUCACAUAUUCUGGUCACCCAGUGCCAUGUGCCGUGUCACUGGAGGCACUGAAGAUUUACAAGGAAAGAGAUAUAUGUGCACAAGUUCGGAAGAUUAUCCCUCCGUUUCAGGACGGCAUGAGGCAGCUCGCUAAGAGCCCCAUUGUUGGAGAGGUGCGAGGAGUAGGAUUAGUGUUGGCGAUUGAAUUCGCCGCAAACAAGGAGACAUGUGAAGCGUAUCCAGCUAAAUGGGCUGUGGGAACACAUUUUGCUGGUCAAUGUGCUGCACGUGGUAUGUUGGUGCGUGUGGCAGGUGACAUUAUUAUGAUGUCUCCCCCGCUUAUCAUCACACCUGAGCAAAUUGACUUUAUGGUGAAAACAGCCUUGGCAGCAGUGGCUGAGACUGAGAAGUACGUGGCUGAGAAGCAGUCCUCCAAGGAUUGAUGAGCAGUAACAUAUACAUCGUAAUUUUGUUUGCGUUACUAAUAUUUGACUCAACUUGUACGUAUCUUCGGCGAGCAAUUAGUGAGAUGAAGGAAAUUUGAUAUGCAAGUUUUACAAUGGUACACAUAUGUAUUGAUUAUUGUACGAGGGAUAAAUUAGUCCAAAUCGACAUGUAAUACAGGUCUUAUGGAUCAUCCUUUUCAUUAAACGUUGGAUUAGAAAGUUUCUUGUCCAAUUUGUAACAUCAAUGUUAAACUGCAAAUUUCCUUCUCCCGCGACUUCAGGAGGUUAAUACAGCAUCUGGGCCUGAGCUCAACUACACCAA
Messenger RNA from Physcomitrium patens, 2116 nucleotides. The record is from RefSeq and is a predicted model, not a curated record. NCBI's taxonomy places the organism in Eukaryota, Viridiplantae, Streptophyta, Bryopsida, Funariales, Funariaceae.